This is a messenger RNA of Diaporthe citri, 324 nucleotides long. RefSeq lists its product as uncharacterized. Lineage: Eukaryota; Fungi; Ascomycota; Sordariomycetes; Diaporthales; Diaporthaceae. Gene Ontology annotation, cellular component: cytoplasm. The record is from RefSeq and is a predicted model, not a curated record. The transcript is spliced from 3 exons. The coding region runs from base 1 to 324 and encodes 107 amino acids.
AUGGGGUUGUGGUCGAAGCUGGGAAGACUUGUCCACUAUGGCGUCGAUGCCAUCCUCAGUAGGUCUUACUCUCAAGCAACAAUAUACCUCGCCGCCGUCGCGACAGUUUCGGCUGACCCCUCUGCCUUCCCCACAGUCUCGACCAUCCUCGCCGGAAUCCGACGCUCUACCGGCUUGACGCCUAGUUUCAAGUCCGAGAAGAUUGCAGGUGAUAGCAACGAGACACAGAAGUGGGUUAGCCGGUACCUGGCCGUCGGCGAGACGGCUAUGGACUGGGCUGUUGUGACCGCCGGCCAGAGCGGCUGGUUCGAGCGGAACAGGUAG